Molecule: messenger RNA, 759 nt
Organism: Drosophila sulfurigaster albostrigata
Lineage: Eukaryota; Metazoa; Arthropoda; Insecta; Diptera; Drosophilidae
Exons: 4
Coding region: 1-759 (252 amino acids)
Source: RefSeq, a predicted model, not a curated record
AUGGAAAAUACAAAGUUCUACAAGUAUUAUUUGUCUUUCAAAGUACUGAUCUUGGUACUAGGAAUCGCAAGUGGAUGGAACUAUCGCCUAGAACUCGAAAAUGAAGAAAUAUUUACCACAUGCAAAAAACAAUCAGCAAACUUCAAGGAUAUUACAGACUUGCUAGAUUUCUCCCAAUUAACGAUUCAAGAGAUUGGUGAUAAAGUACAAGUAUCAGGAAAUGUUACGUCUAAAUGGAAUUACGAUCCAACCGAUCAUCUUGAAGCUUCAGUAACGGUGUUUCAUUUAGAUCGUCGAGAAUGGGUGAAUACCUUGAUAAGCAUGGUAUUUAAAGACGUCUGCAAAGUCUUGUAUGAUGAACACCAGGAAUGGUACAGGCAGUGGACCAAGCAUAUAGUAAACGCAAAUGACGUGAAGGAUAAAUGUCUUUUAAAUGGUACAAAAUUGAUUCAUGAAACAUUUACAAUGGAAAUGAUGCUAAACCUACCAAUAAUUGGUACUGAAGGACGACAUAAGUUGGCAAUCAUGAUAAAAGCUAUUGAUAAAAAUCAAAAGGUGCGCAAUCCAAUCUUAUGCACCGAAAUUAUUGCGGCCGCCAGACACGUAAAUUUGGCGGGCGCACGCAGACAUCCCGACGACGACGACGACGAUGAGAACGAGAACAAGAACGGGAAUGAGAACGAGAACGAGGAGUACAACACUAGGACGACUGCGACGGAGCGAGUGAGUAGAACGAUGACGACAUCCUUGCAUGAAUGA